Molecule: messenger RNA, 1497 nt
Organism: Dermacentor andersoni
Lineage: Eukaryota; Metazoa; Arthropoda; Arachnida; Ixodida; Ixodidae
Source: RefSeq, a predicted model, not a curated record
CCGCCUGCCUCCCGAGACACGGCAUCAGUGCUGAGCGAGGCCUCCGAGCCGAAACGGCGCAGCACAGAGAUCUCAGACACAUGGCGAUCACAAAGGGCUUGAUUCUGUCCCUCUGCUGGGGUCUGACCCUGGCCGGAGGACUCGGCGGCGGCGGCGGAGGCUUCAGUGGCGGUGGCGGUGGCUACGGUGGUGGUGGCGGCGGCGGAUUUGGAGGCGGGUUCGGUGGAGGCCACGGCGGAGGUGGAUUCGAUGGUGGCCAUGGAGGAGGCGGAGGCGGCGGCCACGCCGUCAGCGUCCAAGCCAUCGAAGUUCCUUCAACCGUGGUCAGCGGAGGCGGCGGCGGUGGCGGAGGUGCCAUCGGUGGUGGAGGAGGGGGUGGAGACACCGCCAACGUCAUCGUCAUCAAGAAUGGAGGAGGUGGCGGUGGAGGAGGAGGUGGUGGAGGCGGCGGCAGGCUAGUCACUACGCUACGUCGCUUCACCGCCCACGUCGACACCAGCUCGGUGCCCAUAGACUUCCAGCAUGUUCAGAUUCCGAACAAGUUCCCUAGCAAGCCGAUCAGGCCCCGCGUCGGCCCCGUAGGCUACGUGGUCGCCAUGGAAGGCCAAGCCCAAGUUCAGGGCGGCGGUGGUGGAGGAGGAGGCGGAGGCGGCUUCGGUGGCGGCUUCGGAGGCGGCUUCGGAGGCGGUGCUGGAGGUGGUUUCGGCGGCGGCGGUGGCGGCGGCGGUGGCGAUGGUGGUCAUGAGGUGUACGAAGUCAAGGCUGUAUCCAGCGGAGGCGGUGGUGGUGGUGGAUUCGGAGGUGGCUACGGCGGCGGCGGUGGCGGUGGUUUCGGCGGUGGACAUGGUGGAGGAUUCGGCGGUGGUCUCGGCGGCGGUCUUGGCGGCGGUCUUGGCGGCGGUUUCGGCGGAGGCCAUGGCGGCGGCGGAGGCGGCGGAGGCGGCGGUGCCAACUUGCAGCAAGUCCCCGUGCACGAAGAGACCAAGACACACGCAGCGCCCGUCGGCGGUGGCGGCUAUGGCGGAGGCGGAGGCUAUGGUGGUGGACACGGUGGCGGCGGCGGCGGAGGUGCGCAGGUUCACAGCGUCGAGGUUGUCAAGGUCGCCGAAGGAGGUGGUGGCGGCGGCGGCGGAUUCGGAGGCGGCUAUGGCGGUGGCGGAGGAGGCCACGGAGGACAUGGCGGUGGAUGGCAAUGAGCGGGUUUCCCAAACACACACUGUGAUUCAGCCGACCACUGCACUUGCCGCAGCGAAUUUGGAGAGGCUGCCUGCCGCAAAGCAAGCAGGCCUCUUCAUCCAGAGCACACCCGCCAUGGUUCAGCGCAAGAACGUCUUCACGCACUCGAAUGAACCACGCAGAAAGGCACAGGUGCCACGCUCUCCGGGAUUGUGUAAUAUAUUGUUGACCUCACGCGCCCGCGGCCUUCCGCGGGACUUCACGGCGCUCACCUCACCGCCAUUGUUAAUAAAAUAUAUUGUACAUAUUGUAAAAAGACAA